AUGCCUCCGAGGAAACGACCUGGGUCCUCUGGUUGUUCCGAAACGAAAACCAAAAAGGCAAAACAAGAGUCGCCUUUGUCCGACCAUGAAGAUGACAUAGAGACGAUCCUCAUGUUAAUUCAACAACAAGAAGAAAGUGAGGCGCUAGCGAAACGUAUGCAGGAAGAAUGGAACAACGAAGACAUGUCAUUUGUGCCCGGAACCAGCCGUAAUGGGCAUGGAAAUAUGGCUACAGCCUCUGGGACCCCUGAGGUUAUCGUGCUGGACUCCGAUGACGGGCUUUCUGAACUGCCUCCUGACACACGGCCUUCCGUCAGUGGGGGCGUGAAGGGUUUAGGAAGUCGUCUUUCUGUGAAGCUACCUAUAGGAUCCUCUCAAGGAAAGGGGAAGUCCAAAGGAGUACUGUCCUCGAAUAAUCUGGAGGCUCGUGGAGGCUCAGCAGAGUGUUGCGAAUCGCAGCAGAAUGGAUUCGAUGUGCCUCCUGACCAGGCACUAUCUAAGUAUCGGGACAUGUUCGCGGGAUCACACCGAUGCUCACAGUGCUCGGCUGUUAUACCAUCUCCUCUUGGCUACGUCAGUUUCUCCCCGACGAUACCGCCUCCCAGCCUUCUGCACAUUCUGCAUUGUGCAUGCAAGAACAAGAAUCAAGAUUGCCAGGUUUUGAAAUGCUGCGCCAAUGUACGCGCGAUUGCUCUAUUUGAGACCCUCACUGCAUUUGACAGAGAAUACAUUAACGAACGCCUCAAUUCCGACGAGCGCGCGAAAGCGUCCGUAGCUAGCGGACGUUCAGCUGUCCCGUCCGUUGGCCCCGGUGGCACGGGCUAUUCCAUGGGAAAUUACAGUUCCUCUGGAGGCCCUGGCGGCCGAGGGCGAGGGCGAGGGCGAGGACGGAAGUCAAGCAACCCCAGCAACUGGAUCACCGCCAAUAUUACAGCUCAUUGGGAGGAAACGAUAGCUCGCUUCCUGCUCACGGUGACAGAAUUGCUUCCUUCUCCGUACGACGAGUCGGCGCAGACAUACGAUCUGAUACCUCAUCAAUCCAUACGAUCCCUCUCAUUGCUCUCCCGAUUGCCCGACUUACUCGCAGACCUCCUGCGCAAUGACUCCGUGAAUGACUGGAUCACCCGCGUGGACGUGUAUAGCGCAAUGCUGGGUCUCCUGAGAAGGUUGGCAGACUGCGAGUUAACAGUGGACAUCCUUAUCAACCACCGUUGGGAACGUACGCGCACUUGUUGCGGUUUAGGUGAUUGGAUGCGACAAGACGGCCAAAUUGAAUGGGAGAUGGAGGGCUCCCGCAUAGCCGUUGCACCUCCACUUUUCGAUUAUUUUAUCAAACUCACAAAGCAGUGUGAAGCUUUUCUGGCAGGUGCAUCGCAAUUGAUCGAAGGUCAAUCUGAGGGCAGCGAUGACGGCGACACGGAAGAAACGACUGUGAAAGCCAUAUCUCUGUGCGGUGAUAUCAUUGCUGCCAGAGACGACAUUCAGAGGGCCAUGACGAUUCUCGGCAAACACUCAUCGAGCCCGCCCCCUGCAAGCAGAGCAGGCCCGAAGGCAAUGGACGGCAAAGGAAAGGCCCGCGACUCUGCUGUGAAUAUGGAAAAAGAAUAUUCAACUGUGUGUGAAAAGCUGGCUCUUCGACACGUUGCUCUCGGCCGCGAAGUUAACGGUACCUUGCGCUACGAACACUUCAACUAUGCGCAACUGCUGCAGCAGACCAACACAGGUACGAGGAACCCGAAGGACAGACUGCACCUCGUCAAAGAGCUCGCCGUCAUGGCCACUUCGCUUCCGCCAGGCAUCUGGGUGCGCGUCGACGAAGUCCGGAACGACGCCAUUAAGGUCAUGAUUGCAGGCCCUGAGGGCACCCCAUACGCGGGCGGCCUCUUCGAGUUUGACUGCUUCAUGCCCUUGCAAUAUCCCCAUACGCCUCCUCUCGUCCAUCUGCGCACGACUGCCGGCGGUAAAGUGGGCUUCAACCCCAAUCUAUAUAGCACUGGUAAGGUGUGCCUGUCUCUCUUGGGGACUUGGCCCGGGCGGCCGGAAGAGCAGUGGUCCUCGAAGUCCACGCUCCUGCAAGUGUUGGUUAGUAUCCAGAGUAUGAUAAUGGUGGACACUCCAUUUUUCAACGAACCCGGUUACGGGAAAGCCAACGCCAAUGACAAGCGGAGCAUUCAAUAUAACCGCAACGUCGCACUCCAGACCGUGAGGUGGGCAAUGGUGGAAUGGAUGAACGACGAAUACAAGAGCAGUAUAUGGGCCGACGUCAUCGCUCACCAUUUCACUAUCCGACAUGCAAAGAUACGAAAGUGCAUCGAGGAGUGGGCAAAGGACGAUGCACGCAUGCGGAACUAUGAUGCGCGUAGCACUCAAACUGCCGGCACCAGCGAGCGCUCGUAUCCUGGAAUGCAUAACGUGCGAGCGUCAGGCGGUGUGGACCUGCUGGCGCGAUACGACCAGGGCAUCCCGAAGCUUCGCCGUUGGCUGUCAUGCAGGAUGGUGGAAAUUGAAUGCAUCGAGUAA
Messenger RNA from Gloeophyllum trabeum ATCC 11539, 2520 nucleotides. RefSeq lists its product as uncharacterized. The transcript has 8 exons. The record is from RefSeq and is a predicted model, not a curated record. Lineage: Eukaryota; Fungi; Basidiomycota; Agaricomycetes; Gloeophyllales; Gloeophyllaceae. The coding region runs from base 1 to 2520 and encodes 839 amino acids. Gene Ontology annotation, molecular function: ubiquitin conjugating enzyme activity.